Molecule: messenger RNA, 3100 nt
Organism: Rubroshorea leprosula
Lineage: Eukaryota; Viridiplantae; Streptophyta; Magnoliopsida; Malvales; Dipterocarpaceae
Source: the annotation of a GenBank genome assembly
ACAACAGGAAACAGAAAACCGAGAAGUGGCCGAUCGCGUCAUUUCAAACCCACGUCACCACGCAGAUCCGAUUCCGAUCAACUCUCCGUCGUAUUCCAUUUCCGAUCAUCUUCUUCGGCGGAUUCCUGUGUUCCUAGCUGUGCUGCGAAGAUGGAUUUGGUAUCUGGCUAUAAGGGUGUAGUUGGAUUUGUCUUUGGGAAUGAAAAUUCUGCUUCAAAUGUAGAUAGUUAUGUUGAACGAUUGCUUGACCGCAUAAGUAAUGGAAAACUGGCAGAGGACAGGAGGAAUGCUCUUACGGAGCUCCAAGCUAUUGUUGCAGAAAGCCGUGGUGCACAGCUAGCUUUUGGAGCAAUGGGCUUUCCUGUACUUAUGAGUGUGUUAAAGGAAGAGCGAGAUGAUGUUGAAAUGGUUCGAGGAGCCCUUGAAACUCUUGUUAGUGCUUUGACUCCUAUUGAUCAUGGAAGAGGAGCUAAUAAGAAUGAGGUUCAACCGGCUUUAAUGAAUACUGAUCUUCUUUCCAGAGAAUCAGAUAGCAUUUCUCUUCUUCUAAGUUUGUUGAUAGAGGAGGAUUUCUAUGUAAGAUAUUAUACUCUUCAGAUUUUGACAGCUCUUCUGACAAAUUCUCCUAGUAGGUUACAGGAAGCGAUUCUGUCCAUUCCUCGUGGUAUAACUCGACUAAUGGAUAUGCUAAUGGACCGUGAGGUUAUACGAAAUGAGGCCUUGUUGCUGCUUACUUACUUGACUCGUGAAGCUGAGGAUAUUCAAAAGAUUGUGGUCUUUGAAGGUGCAUUUGAGAAAAUCUUUAGUAUCAUUAAAGAGGAAGGAGGCUCUGAAGGUGGUGUUGUUGUGCAGGACUGUCUUGAAUUGCUGAACAAUCUUAUCCGUAAAAAUCCAUCUAAUCAGAUUCUUCUGAGGGAGACAAUGGGUUUUGACCCCUUAAUAUCAACCUUGAAGCUAAGAGGAGGUACAUAUAGUUUCACACAACAAAAGACAAUCAAUUUACUCAGCGUGUUAGAAACCAUUCAUUUAUUGAUGAUGGGAGGUUCAGAGACUGAUCCUCAAAAUGAUUCAAACAAGCUCACAAAUAAAACAGUUCUGGUUCAGAAAAAGUUGUUGGACCAUCUGCUAAUGUUGGGUGUUGAAAGCCAAUGGGCUCCAGUUUCUGUCCGUUGUUUGGCAUUACGUUGCAUUGGUGAUUUAAUAUCUGGAAAUUCAAAGAAUCGGGAUGCUCUUUCUAGCAAAGUUCUUGGGGAGGGGACUCAAGUAGAACCUGCUCUGAAUUCUAUUCUUAGAAUUAUUUUGCGGACAUCUAGUAUGCAGGAGUUUGUUGCAGCUGACUACGUCUUCAAGAACUUUUGUGAGAAAAAUGCUGAUGGCCAGACAAUGUUAGCAUCCACAUUAAUUCCCCAACCUAACUCAAUGGUCCAUUCUCCUCUCGAGGAUGAUGUGAACUUGUCUUUUGGAAGGAUGCUGUUGCAUGGUCUUGCAUUGAGUGAAAGAGAUGGCGAUCUUGAGACUAGUUGCAGGGCUGCUAGUGUCCUUUCUCAUAUUCUCUGGAACAACAUCCAGUGCAAGGAAAAGGUUCUGCGUAUUGAGCUUGAUUCACCAACACCAUCUUUUGGAGCUCCUGAGCCACUCAUGCACCGCAUGAUUAGAUACUUGGCUCUUGUCUCAUCCAUGAAAAACAAGGAUGGCAAGUCUGGUUCAACAGGGAACUUGUAUGUUCAACCGAUUAUUCUGAAAUUGCUUGUCACUUGGCUAGCAGAUUGCCCCAAUGCAGUACAGUGCUUUCUAGAUUCACGUCCCCACUUAACCUAUCUGCUUGAGUUGGUAUCAAAUCCUUCAGAAACUGUGUGUGUGAGGGGGUUGGCAGCUGUUCUCUUGGGAGAGUGUGUGAUCUACAAUAAAUCCAGUGAUAAUGGAAAGGAUGCAUUGACCAUUGUUGAUUCCAUAAGUCAGAAAAUUGGACUUACAUCAUACUUUGUGAAGUUUGAUGAAAUGCAGAAAAGCUUCCUUUUCUCUUCUGAGAAGCCAGUCCAGUCCCAUAAACCACUGAUGAGAUCAACGGCUGCUAGUAUGGCAGAAAUUGAAGAUGUUGAUGAGAAUGAUUUGUCUGAUCAGAAGAAUGAGGAUCACCCAAUCCUCUCUUCAAUUUUUGAUGCUCAAUUUGUUGACUUUGUAAAGAGUGUGGAAGCGCAUAUUAGAGAAAACAUUGUGGAGGCUUAUAGUCACCCAAAGAGUGAGGUUGCAGUGGUGCCUGCAGAAUUGGAAGAAAGGAGUGGAGAAAGUGACAAGGACUACAUCAUUCGGCUGAAAGCGUUUGUGGAGAAACAAUGCUCCGAAAUACAGAACCUUCUUGGCCGCAAUGCAAGCUUGGCUGAGGAUCUGGCGAAAACUGGUGGGAGUGAUUCUCAACCUGAGCAACGGAUAAGUGGUGGCUUAGAGAGAGUCCAGAUGGAGACACUUAGGAGAGAUCUUCAAGAGGCAUCUCAACGGGUAGAGAUGCUCAAGGCAGAGAAAGCGAAGAUAGAAUCCGAGGCAUCAAUGUACCAGAAUUUGGCCGGUAAACUGGAGUCUGAUCUGAGGAGCUUAUCUGAUGCUUACAACAGCCUAGAACAGACCAACAUCCACCUGGAAAAAGAGGUGAAAGCUUUGAAGAGUGGAGGAGCCUCAGCCAUUCCUGAUAUUGAAGAAAUCAAGGCAGAAGCUAGGGAAGAAGCUCAGAAGGAAAGUGAAGCUGAACUAAAUGAUUUGCUCGUAUGCCUCGGACAAGAGCAGAGUAAGGUGGAAAGGUUGAGUGCACGGUUAUUGGAUUUAGGAGAGGAUGUGGACAAAUUGCUUGAAGGCAUUGGAGAUGACAUGGGGCUCGCCGAAGAAGGUGAAGAGGAGGAAGACUGAUGUAGUUUCAAUGCUUAUGUAUGGCUGAUGGCUGGUUAUGUCAGACUAAAAAAAUUUGUACAUUUCUUAGUGAAUUUGUACAGCCUCUGGAUAAAUUAAUUACAGCUUCUGGAUAAAUUAAUCUUUUUUAGUUGGAUUUAAAUUAUUAUACCUUUGGACUUAAGAAGAUACCAAAUUGUUCUGUUGUCAUGAUUCAUAUUCU